Molecule: messenger RNA, 184 nt
Organism: Prorocentrum cordatum
Lineage: Eukaryota; Dinophyceae; Prorocentrales; Prorocentraceae
Source: the annotation of a GenBank genome assembly
GCAGCUCAGGAAGAGCAGGAUCCAGAUGCGGUCGAUGAAAUGCCAGAUCAAGCACAUGGCAAAACGCAGCAGGGAUAUGAGGAUUCGGAUGGAGCGCCUGCAGCAAGCCGCCGCUCAUGGUAUCCAGGCUGAUGAUCAGAACGCUGCGCGCGGGGAGACUGCGAUUCAGGUCGUGAACUAUGAG